AUGAUGGCUCAGUCAGAUUUAGAUCUAAAAGAGACGGCUCUGAAAGAGGAUUUGAAGUUUUACUUCAUGAACCCAUGUGAAAAAUAUAGAGCAAGACGUCAAAUACCGUGGAAACUGGCUUUGCAGAUUUUGAAGAUACUUAUGGUUACUACACAGCUUAUCUUUUUUGGUUUGAGUAACCAGUUGGUGGUUUCAUUCAAAGAAGAAAACACUAUUGCUUUUAAACACCUAUUCCUGAAAGGCUAUUCUGGAGUUGAUGAAGAUGACUACAGCUGCAGUAUAUAUACACAACAGGAUGCUUAUGACAGCAUUUUUUAUGUUAUUAAUCAGUACAAGCAAUUAAAGAACAUAUCCCUGGGGACGCUUGGUUAUGAACAUGAAGGAUCAGGUUUAAAAAUCUGUAAACAACAGUACAAGAAAGGCACGAUGCUUCCUUCCAAUGAUACGCUGAACAUAGAUGUUUCUACUGAAACAGAAUGUAUCUUUUUUAAGCCACAGGAGCUAGCUGGUAAGAAGGCUGACCUGAAGCUGAACUCCUCUUUUUUCAAUCUUGAAUUUUACAGGCUUAUACAGGUUGAAAUCUCCUUCAAGCUGAAAGGCAUUGCUCUACAGACAAUCCAUGCCCGUGAAUUGCCUGACUGCUAUGCAUUUCAAAACACUAUAACUUUCAAUAAUAGAGCCCACAGUGGAAAAAUCAAAAUCUAUUUUGAUAGUGACACUGAUAUUCAAGAAUGUAAAGACUGGCACAUAUUUGGCUCUGUUCUCCAGAAAAACACUCAGUAUAUUCUGGUCUUUGAUGGAUUUGUCAUUUUAAGUUGCUUUGCUUCUCUCAUCCUCUGCACACGAUCCAUUGUUCUUGCCUUGAGACUACAGAAAAGAUUUGUGAACUACUUCUUGGAGAAAUAUAAGCGUCAUGUCUGUCACGCUGAUCGCCUGGAGUUCAUAAAUGGAUGGUAUGUCCUGGUAAUUAUCAGUGAUGUGAUGACAAUCAUUGGGUCAAUCCUAAAAAUGGAAAUAAAAGCAAAGAACCUCACAAGUUACGACGUCUGCAGCAUUUUGCUUGGAACAUCAACCUUGUUUGUCUGGGUUGGAGUCAUCAGAUACCUGGGAUAUUUUCAAACCUACAAUGUGCUCAUUUUAACUAUGCAGGCGUCAUUGCCCAAAGUGCUAAGGUUUUGUUGUUGUGCUGGGAUGAUUUAUCUUGGUUAUACUUUCUGUGGUUGGAUUGUCCUGGGACCUUAUCAUGAAAAGUUUGAAGAUCUGAACACGGUGGCCGAGUGUCUGUUUUCUUUGGUCAACGGUGAUGAUAUGUUUGCAACUUUUGCCCAAAUCCAGCAGAAGAGCACACUGGUGUGGGUGUUCAGUCGGUUGUAUCUGUACUCCUUCAUCAGUCUGUUUAUAUACAUGAUCCUCAGCCUUUUUAUUGCGCUCAUUACCGACUCCUAUGACACCAUAAAGAAAUACCAACAAAGUGGAUUUCCAGUAACAGAUCUACAUGAAUUUCUAAAAGACCAUAGCAGUGUUGGUUACAGAAAAGAACAGACUUCCAUGCCAUUCAUCUGCUGCUGUAGGAGACAACAGAGUGAUGACAACUUGAUACUCAUUAAUUGA
Molecule: messenger RNA, 1611 nt
Organism: Charadrius vociferus (killdeer)
Lineage: Eukaryota; Metazoa; Chordata; Aves; Charadriiformes; Charadriidae
Gene: MCOLN2
Product: mucolipin 2
Exons: 13
Coding region: 1-1611 (536 amino acids)
Cellular component (GO): plasma membrane; lysosomal membrane
Molecular function (GO): NAADP-sensitive calcium-release channel activity
Source: RefSeq, a predicted model, not a curated record